This is a messenger RNA of Penicillium malachiteum, 525 nucleotides long. RefSeq lists its product as uncharacterized. NCBI's taxonomy places the organism in Eukaryota, Fungi, Ascomycota, Eurotiomycetes, Eurotiales, Aspergillaceae. The transcript has a single exon. Bases 1 to 525 code for a protein of 174 amino acids. The record is from RefSeq and is a predicted model, not a curated record.
AUGGGAUGGUGGCAACGAAUACCUCUCCUGGCGAAUGUCGAUGUAUUAUCCCUUGAUGAUAACCAAGGCGAUAUCCUUGAAACAUUCAAAUUCCGACAGAGUGUCGCCCGACCCGAUUUUUUGGAUAUGUACAUGACUGUUGAAGGAACUCUGCUCUUCUCGGAGUGCGAGCCAAAAGUGAUUAUUGACGACCGUACUCUUGAGACGGGACUUUGUCUCUGGGUCCAAUAUCAGAACAAUGGAAGACGGGAGAGAGCGUGGCGAGCUCAGAUGUUUAUGAUGGAAUUUCCGGACAAUUUUCGCGCAGUCCAUCCUAAUAUGGAGCCGUUGGAUGGGGUACUGAUAUACAUGGAGCCUGAGGAACUCGGAGAUGAAGAUCCAGACCCGGAGGUCAUUUUAGAAGAUGAGCCGUCAGUAAUUCCACUCCUGGUGCUGGUAGUGGGGGGUGGUCCUAUUAAGAUGAUAGGGUUGAUAUGCAACGUCCGUUCGUGGAAAUCUACCCGAGCCACAGACGAGAUGAUGUAG